GGAGGGAGACGUCGCAGAGGAGCCGCUCACAGUCAGCGACCUGCGAGUCGACGAGGAAGCCAGCGUGCCCCCGUCCUCGCGCCCGGCGCCCCCUCGAUCGGUGCCCGAGGUCAGGGGUCGGGCGCGGGCCGACGACGGAGAGGAGGAGGCCGCAGUGCAGCACGGGACCUCCCCGAAGAGGAAGGCCGAGGGAGGCGAGGGCCACGGGGAAGGGGGCAGCGGCGAGCGUCGUCCGCCCGGCAAGAGGGGCCGUCCCGGCGUCUCGGCGUCAUCGCGCUCUAGGAGCAGAGACGCCCACGUACCGGGACCUUGGGGUUUGGCGCCGCCGGCAUCGGCGGCACCGGCGGCACCGGCGCCCGCAGCGACGCGGACGUCGCUGCGGCCGACGUCACGGCAGCAGCAGCAACAGCGCCAGCAGCAGCAGCAGCAGAGCGCGGCGCCGGCGCAGCGGGAGAAGCGGCGUCACUAUGACGCGGAGGAGGUGCGGUGCUACAUGGCGCGGCGCGGCGCCGAGCAGCGGCGGGCGGCGGCGCGCGACCGAGCCGCCCGCCGCGCCGCCUCUGAGCUGAGGAGCCGGCGCCUGCGGGAGCUCUACGUGGCCCAGCGCCAGGCGGCGGUCGCCAGCACCACCGCCACCACCACCGCCGCCGCCACCACCACCGCCGCCAGUAGCGGUGGUGGUGGUGGCGGCAACAAGAAGAGCGACGGCAAUGGCGGUCGGAGGGCACCUGGUGGCAAGGACAAAGUGGACCUGGCGAGCACCUUCACGGCGGCGCCCCUCGACCACGCGGCACGCGACGACUUCCUGAGGCGGCUGCUGCCCGAGAUCUCGGAGGAGAGGCCGAGAAGGAAGCAGCAGGACGGGGACUCGCGUCCUCCCGUGACCUCCAGCAGCCCGGAGGACGACGAUGAGGAGGAUGAUGAGGAGGAUGAUGAGGAGGAGGAUGAGGAACAGGGGGAGGGGGACUCUGCUGGCGACGCCACGAGCCCACCAGCCGGGUCCGGCGGAGACCGGCUGGCGCUGGCGGGGACGCCGGGGAAGGAGUCUGGAGCCCCGGGCACCGGCGCGGCGACGGCGGCGGAAACGGCGGCGGCGGCGUCCCCGGCGAUCAUCGGCGGGCAGCUGGCGCGGAUCGCCGCCAUUCGCGCCGCCGCCGCGUCGCUGUCGCUGCGCGUGGAGGAGGAGACGCGCCGCCUCGCCGGAGUCGGCCUCCUGUCGCCCGCCGCCGCGGCCGCCCUCGCCCGCUCCGUCCCCGCCGAGCCGGAGGGCCCCGGCCGCGGCCUGGGCCUGGAGGACCUGCGCACGGACUUCACGGACGGCGCACGGGGGGGGGGGCCCGCGUCGCCCGCGUCGCCCGGCGACCGUUUCGGCGCCCGCGUGCGGGAGAUGCUGGGGGCCGGCGGCGAGCGCCGCCGAGAGGGCGAGGCGGCGCCGGCGUUUUGGACGGGCGGCUUCCCGCCGGACGGGCACGCGGUGUUCGUGGGGGACCUGCCGGGGUCCGCGGUUGGCCCCGCCGGGACCUCGGCCGCCGCGCCGCCGUCGAGCUACGAGGAACGCGUGGCGGCCAUCGUGCGCCGCCUCGCCGACCGCUCGCUGGGGCCCGCCCCGCUACGGCACGCGGCCUCCUGGUCCGCCGCAUCGCAGCGGCCCGGCCCGUCGCACCCCGCCGACGGCGGUGACAGCGGCGGCGGCGACGGCGGCGGAGCGCGCGACCACGGCGGGGAGCGGUCGUCGAUUCUGAGCGACAGCCCGGGCUCGCUGAGCGAGGGGCCCCUGCUGAGCGAGGGGGAGCUGUCCGACGACGACGACGACGAGCGGCCGCAGUGGCCGACGACCCGGCCCAGGUCGCCGUCCCCGCCGGACCGGCGGGAGCGGCUCGACGGAUCCGGAGCCGCCCCACGGCCGCCCCGGCCGCCCCCGUCGCUGGCGUCGCGGCUCGCCGAGGUCGACUUCUGCGCGAUGCCCCGGGCGGAGGCGGCGGCGCCGGCCUGGGAGGAGCUGGCGAGGGGCAGUCCCAACAGCGCCAUCGCCAUCUACGUGCGGCGGCACGGGGCGCCGGCAGGCCUGGGCCCGUCGGCCGGCGCGGCGCCGGUCGUGGAGACCGGACGCGGCGGUGGCCGCGACGACGUGGAUAUCGCAGACGUGGAGAAGGCGGAGGAGCAGGAGGAACAGGAGGAGCAGGAGGAGGAGAGUCGCGGAGCGGAGUCGCCCGGGCAGCGCUCCGUGGACACGUACGACGAGGACAGCUUCGCCUCCUCCUCCGGCACGGCGUGCACGAGCUUCGGGGCGGCACCGGCGGUGACGGCGCCGCCGUCGGCCCCUCGGUCUCCGGACGGUGCCGAUCGGCAAGGAAUCGGCAGCGGCACAGGGGAGCGGCCGGUGCCCCCCGCGGAGGGACCCCCCCCGCCGGCGAACUCCGCCGGCGAGAAGGACGACGACGCGGGCGGCCUGGCGUCGCCCCCUGAGCCUGCGCUCCCCUCGCCAGUCCGGGGCCCGGCAGGGCGGGUCUCUCCUCGCGCGUGGACGGACGGGGUCGGAGGUCGCCGACGGAAGACUUCAACGAUUUCGCCCGACCUGGAGGAGGAAGGGGCGGAGGAGGUUGCGAGCGGCAUGCGGGACGGGCUUCCGGUCCUCUCCGCCCCCUCCCCACCGCGCGAGGAAAGGGGGCGGCUCGGGUGGGAGGGCGGCGGUGGGCAGCAGCAGCAGGAGCCGUGGGGCCCGGCACGGAGCUCCCCCUGGGGGCUGUCGCAGCGGCUGGCGGCCGAGCUGCAGCUGCUGCAGGCGGUGGAGGAGUCGGCGCAUCAGCUGGGGGCGGUGGAGCGCGCCCGCGGGGUCGCGCUGGCGCAGCAGGAGACCGUGUCCCUGGCGCAGGUCCUCAAGGUACGGCAGCAGCAGCACGAGCAGGAGCUGGCGCUCCUGAGGCUGCGGGCCGAGCGCGAGGCGAUGGAGGCGCAGAGGCAGCUAGAGGAGACACGGGCCCAGCACGUGCUGCAGGUGGCGGAGUUGGCGAGGUCCUUUCCCCCGAGGGCCGCGCCGCCAACAGCGACACGCGGCUCCCCGGACGGCCCCAGGAGGGGGCAGCAGCGUGGGGGGGCCGACGAUGCCUCGAGCUCCGCCGACACGGCCGCCCCCCGCGGCCGCUCCCCCGCCUCCGAGCGAUCGCGAUCCCGGCGCGCCGACCAAUCGGAGAGCUCCGUGGAGGAGGACGCGACGACGGCGGCCAACGAGGAGGAGGAGGAGGGGGGGUCGGCGCAGCGCGAGCGUGGCCGAGGAUCUCCCCGACGGCAAGAGCUCGGAGAAGUCACCGGCGGCGUCUUCCAGAGCGCGUUCGGAGAGCAGCGCCGCCUCCGGCCUGCCCAGCGAGUCGUGGACUGA
Molecule: messenger RNA, 3376 nt
Organism: Lethenteron reissneri (Far Eastern brook lamprey)
Lineage: Eukaryota; Metazoa; Chordata; Hyperoartia; Petromyzontiformes; Petromyzontidae
Product: centrosome-associated protein 350-like
Biological process (GO): microtubule anchoring
Cellular component (GO): centrosome
Molecular function (GO): microtubule binding
Source: RefSeq, a predicted model, not a curated record